Brugia pahangi is the source of this 282-nucleotide messenger RNA. NCBI's taxonomy places the organism in Eukaryota, Metazoa, Nematoda, Chromadorea, Rhabditida, Onchocercidae. The record is from the annotation of a GenBank genome assembly.
AUGGAUCGGUUGCUAGCAAAGAGUUAUGAUCGAAUGGUAGAAAGAGACAAAAAAUAUCGGUGUUUUGUGGACGGCGGCUUGGGAAAACGAUCAUUUCUACGCGUAUACGCUAACGAAAUAUAUAACCGAUCCGAACUAUCCUUUUCGGAAUUUAGUGGACAAUUUCUCAGCAAGAUCAGCAUAGCAUUGAUUCAUUCGGGAAAAGAUGUUAUCAGUGGGACAUUACGGAGCUUCCUGAACUAUGAGGCAGAUUAUUCAUAUGCUGCAAACAUUGUAGUAUGA